UGUGGAAUGUGUCACGUGUUGAGCACACAAUUCAAUACACUUUAUAUCGUCAAUUAAAAAUUCUCUCCAUCUCUCUCACUCUCGCGCCUUCUCUUUCUUUGCCCGCUCUAACUAAAUUAGUCGCUGCACUAGCCUUACAAUGGCCGAUGCGAGGAAUAAAAGGCUGCACAGCAGGAGGACGAGCACCAGGCCUAAUUCCAAUUCAAAUUCAGACUUCAGCUCAAAUCCCAACAGUGAUCACUUCAAUCGACCGCAGGCAACCGACUUUACGACCAAACAGCAUCUGAGGCUGCGGGCUGGCGAUCUACGCCUCGCUCGCAUUCAGGUCAGCCUCUCCAAACUGCAGCACGAAAUGGAGCAGUCCAGCAAGCAAAUCGCUGCGCUCUGCCAAGAUGCGAAAAUGGAUAAGAACUUGGACAAGGUCCUGCUUCAGUAAAUGUUGAAAUGUAGAAAGAUAUCAAAAUUAUGUAUACGAUGAAAAUUAUAAACACAAGUU
Molecule: messenger RNA, 496 nt
Organism: Drosophila navojoa
Lineage: Eukaryota; Metazoa; Arthropoda; Insecta; Diptera; Drosophilidae
Source: RefSeq, a predicted model, not a curated record